CAAAGCAGUUGUCAUCACACUUAAAAUAAAUGGAGACCAUAAAGUCGCCGACUUUGGUGGGAAUGAUCUCAUUAUCCUUAAAUUGACAAUUUGCACUAAUUUCUUCAUUUCAGAAAAAGGGAGAAUAUUUUUGAAAAUAUUAAAAUAAAAGUCAGAGCACGUAUUCUUCGUCAUUCCCCUAUCUAUCCUCCCUUUCCCAAGAUUGGAUCAUUGUGUUGAUGAUUGUUGUUUCUUAGAAGAGAAAUGAGCAAUUAUGCAGCCAGACUCGGCCAGCCUGCCUCAGGUAAAAGGAGAAUAAAAGAUCUUUUGAAACAACCUGAUAACCGAGUCUGCGCUGAUUGUUCCGCUCCUGAUCCCAAAUGGGCAUCAGCAAAUAUUGGAGUCUUCAUUUGCUUAAAAUGUUGCGGUGUGCACAGAAGCCUCGGCACUCAUAUCUCAAAGGUCUUGUCUGUGACACUUGAUGAAUGGUCUGAUGAGGAAGUCGACUCCAUGAUUGAAAUUGGAGGAAAUGCUUCUGCCAAUUCUAUUUACGAAGCUUUUGUACCUGAAGGAAGCUCUAAGCCUGGUCCUGAUGUUAGUCAUGACCAGCGUAUGAGAUUCAUUAGGUCCAAAUAUGAACUCCAAGAGUUUCUGAAACCAAGCUUGCGGAUUACAUCAGGGAAGUGCUCCUCGACAAAGAAACCAUCAUUUCUUAAAUCAACUCUUUCUACAAAAUUCAUGGAUAGUUUUCGCGCAAAUUCGUCAUCAAAGAAGAUAUUUGAGGAAGGAAUGGUAGAGUUUAUUGGAUUGUUGAAGGUGACUGUUAAGAAAGGUACUAACUUAGCAAUCAGAGACAUGAUGUCAAGUGAUCCUUAUGUUGUCUUGAAUCUUGGGAAGCAAAAACUUCAAACAACAGUUGUGAAUAGUAACUUGAACCCAAUAUGGAACCAAGAGCUCAUGCUAUCUGUUCCUGAGAGCUAUGGUCCAGUGAAACUGCAAGUGUAUGAUUAUGACACAUUCUCUGCUGAUGACAUAAUGGGAGAAGCUGAACUUGAUAUCCAACCUCUUAUCACAUCUGCAAUGGCUUUUGGGGAUCCUGAGAUGUUUGGGGAUAUGCAGAUUGGAAAAUGGCUGAAAUCGCAUGAUAAUCCGCUUAUAGAUGACAGCAUCAUUAACAUUGUUGAUGGGAAAGUGAAGCAAGAGGUUCAGAUCAAGCUUCAGAAUGUAGAGUGUGGAGAAUUAGAGCUGGAAAUGGAAUGGUUGCCACUUGAACAAUAAUAUGCAAUAGGUCCCAUUGUGUAUUAAAUUAUAAUUUGCACACUCUUUUGUUGGAACACUUUUAGAUCUUCCCACAGGAGACUCUUGUUUGUAAUAUUUUUUUUUCCGAUGGUUAUAUUUUACAGAGUACAGUACA
Messenger RNA from Brassica napus (rape), 1393 nucleotides. Its product is annotated as probable ADP-ribosylation factor GTPase-activating protein AGD13. The transcript is spliced from 9 exons. Gene Ontology annotation, molecular function: GTPase activator activity; phospholipid binding. NCBI's taxonomy places the organism in Eukaryota, Viridiplantae, Streptophyta, Magnoliopsida, Brassicales, Brassicaceae. The coding region runs from base 244 to 1257 and encodes 337 amino acids. The record is from RefSeq and is a predicted model, not a curated record.